Molecule: messenger RNA, 783 nt
Organism: Magnolia sinica
Lineage: Eukaryota; Viridiplantae; Streptophyta; Magnoliopsida; Magnoliales; Magnoliaceae
Product: pantothenate kinase 2-like
Exons: 2
Coding region: 37-504 (155 amino acids)
Biological process (GO): coenzyme A biosynthetic process
Cellular component (GO): nucleus; cytosol
Molecular function (GO): ATP binding; pantothenate kinase activity
Source: RefSeq, a predicted model, not a curated record
UGUUAUCCUCACAUUCAUAUUUGUUGGAAGUGUUUAAUGCAUCUUGCCAUUUGCAUUUUGCGGGAUGCACUAUAUAGAUGUGCAGUUGGUUGGGCCUUGUUCAGUUCAAUUCUCAUUAUGGGGUACAUGCAAACAGGACCCAAAUUUAGUCCCUUACUUAGAAUACUUGCAUUGAUUUCAUAUUCCAGCUUUGAUGAGCUGCUGGAGUUGAGUCAACGGGGAGAUAAUAAAACAAUAAACAUGCUUGUUGGAGACAUCUAUGGUGGUAUGGACUAUUCCAAGAUUGGGCUCUCAGCAUCAACCAUUGCUUCCAGCUUUGGAAAGGCAAUUUCUGAAAAUAAGGAGCUUUCAGACUACAGACCUGAAGAUAUUUCCCCUUCCCUCUUGCGAAUGAUUUCAUACAACAUUGGGCAGGUGAGUUGCUCAAAGAUGUCCCUAAGUAGUCAUCAUCACAAUCACCGUCACCACCAUCACCAUCACUACCACUACCAUCACCACGAUUAACAAUAAUUAUCAUUGUCAUAGCUAUUUAGGUUGGCUUUGUGAAUCAUGUUUCACCCAUCAUUCCAAUCCAAGCCAUGGAUUGCUAACUUGUCUGAAUCGACUUGGACUUGGUCAAGUCUAAUCUGGUUCACUAUAAUGACCCCCCUCCAAAAAAAAAAAAAAAAACAGCCUGGUUGAGUCGUGACUCGACUCAGAACCAAAUGAGUUGGUGUGAGUUGCUGAGUCAGAAGACCAGAAUUUGAGCCCUGGUAAGUGAAUGGCCUGUCUUACCACCCCGAG